Cylas formicarius (sweet potato weevil) is the source of this 552-nucleotide messenger RNA. RefSeq lists its product as uncharacterized. NCBI's taxonomy places the organism in Eukaryota, Metazoa, Arthropoda, Insecta, Coleoptera, Brentidae. The transcript is spliced from 2 exons. The record is from RefSeq and is a predicted model, not a curated record. The coding region runs from base 1 to 552 and encodes 183 amino acids.
AUGGGACUGAUUGACGGUAAAAUAUUAAAAGCCAAAAUAGAACGCGAGUACACAAACAGUGAAGCAGAAGAACAAGCGGGCUUUAGCGCGGGAAGAUCCGUCGUUGACCAUCUGUUUUGCGUCACCCAGAUUAUCGAGAAAAUGACAGCCUUCAAUAAGGAGAUACAUCUCCUGUUCGUGGAUCUGAAGAAGGCAUGCGAUAGAAUACCGCUAACAAAACUUUGGGAGGCAUUAGACCAGACAAACCUAAGCCUCAACAUAAUAAGAUCAGUGAUAGAACUAGGUAGAAACUGCCACAUUAAAGUCAAGGUCGGCCAAAAAAUGUCCAAUGGAUUUACACCCAACAAAGGACUCAAACAAGAGUGUUCUAAAUAUGGGCAUCCCCUCAACAAUGUAAAGAUAUACACCGUAAGCUUCGCAGAUGACCAAGUCAUAAUGGCGAAAGACUACGACGACGUAGAAUACAUGACGCAAAAACUGAUCGAAGAAUACAAGAAAUGGCAAAGACAAAGUAUAUGUGUAUCGUUGGAGCACAACGCGACCUCCUCUUAG